Apiotrichum porosum is the source of this 720-nucleotide messenger RNA. RefSeq lists its product as uncharacterized. Bases 1 to 720 code for a protein of 239 amino acids. Lineage: Eukaryota; Fungi; Basidiomycota; Tremellomycetes; Trichosporonales; Trichosporonaceae. The record is from RefSeq and is a predicted model, not a curated record. The transcript is spliced from 3 exons.
AUGCAACGGGGCUACCAUCUCCAGCCGGUACGCUACUGCCCCAUCUGUGGUCACUGGUGUCUCGCAUGCGGCCUUACUGGGGCGCGGCACACACCCAACAUUGAAUACACCCGUGCGCAUGCCGCUGCAAAGGUGGCCACCUUCCCCAACAGCAUCAACCAACUAGACCGCGCUCGACCUCGUGACGACAACAACCGCCGGUACCAUCCGUUCAGUCGCCCCCAACCAUGGAAGCCACCACCUCGCUCCAACGAUCACACCCAUCCGCGCAGUGGUCAAUCGGUCCCAGCACGCCCAGAUCAUGUUCCUGCCCGCCGAGAGCUCCCCGAUCCAUUGAACAGGGAGAACCGUCACUCCUCCCGUCUACCUGAAGGUCAGAAGCAUAACGAUGAUUUUACCGGUGACAUUCUCGAAGCGCGCGGCCCCAACGUCGAAGACGACCUUGAAACCGAGAUUGUUUGGCUUGGUGACAAUCUCGCCCGGCUUAGACUCAGCGACGGUACCGAGAACCCCACGGCGCAGAAGGAGUACGAAACCGAGGACGAUGACGACGACGAGAUCGAAUGGCUCGUCACCAUCGGACCCUCAGAGAUGACGCCCAACAGCCAAACAGAAGACGGAGAAGAAGAACUUGCCCAAGCCACAUCACAACACCUUGACGGACUGGAACAACUUUUGGCAGAAGAAGCGAUGAGGCAAGCGAGGCUAUUUGCACGUUGA